GUGCUUCUCAGUCCGACAAACUACGGAGUGUUGCAGCUGGUCCCUCCCAUGGAACCCUCCUCCUCCAUCCCUCCUCCACUUCUACACCUCCCCCCGCCCAUACCACCCCUCUCCGCUGCCUCUGCUGCCUCUGAUGCCUCCGCUCCUUCUGAUGCCCCUGUUGAUGCACCUCUUGCAACCACCGGCGCAACUGCCGCCACCACUGCCGCUACCACCAUCAGCAGCAGCGGCACUGCCACCAGCAGCACCAUCAGCAGCAGCGGCACUGCCACCAGCAGCAGUACUAGUAGCAGGAAGUCAGAGGAGCAUGCGAGGGGGAUGGCCUCAGCAGUGACAGCGAUACAGGUGGAGUCUUUGGAACGGAUCCUGCGCUCUGCUUCUGACACUCUCAAGGAUAUGGCCAAGGUGGCAGCAGCGCUGCAGAAGCUGACAAGGGACGCCGACCGGGCUUUAGCGGCGCUACAGCCAAGGCCCACAGAGGACGAGAGGAGCCGCCGACGGGGGCUGCAUGCCAGCCUGGCAGAGACGUGUGGCGGGCUGCGAUUGGUCGCUGAUUCCUACUGCAAUGAGCUUCGUUUGAAACAACAGCUGGUUGCCGGCAUCACAUGCAACACACCCUCGAGUGACAUUGCAGCUAUCCUUGCAGUCUUAGAAGAUGAGCCUUGCAUCGACUCUUCACAAG
Messenger RNA from Closterium sp. NIES-65, 682 nucleotides. Lineage: Eukaryota; Viridiplantae; Streptophyta; Zygnematophyceae; Desmidiales; Closteriaceae. The record is from the annotation of a GenBank genome assembly.